AUGAAUCGUGGACCCAUCGUUCUGACCAUAGAUGAGGCUGAAUUCCUAUUGGACCAAGUCCCUCCCCCGGAUAAAGAUGAAGACCCCUUAGUAACCAAGCUCAGGCUGAAGUUAAGACAAUUACUUAGUCAGCUCCGUGAUGGCGCAGAAGGCGUGUCCAAAAAGGACUAA
Molecule: messenger RNA, 171 nt
Organism: Phycomyces blakesleeanus NRRL 1555(-)
Lineage: Eukaryota; Fungi; Mucoromycota; Mucoromycetes; Mucorales; Phycomycetaceae
Exons: 3
Coding region: 1-171 (56 amino acids)
Source: RefSeq, a predicted model, not a curated record